This is a messenger RNA of Clonostachys rhizophaga, 861 nucleotides long. The record is from the annotation of a GenBank genome assembly. Lineage: Eukaryota; Fungi; Ascomycota; Sordariomycetes; Hypocreales; Bionectriaceae.
AUGACUAUCUCACUGGGCCUCUCGCCGCAGGGCUCAGCAGCUGUUCCCACGAAACUGUCGAAAAACGACGUCUCUCCCAGCCCGACCUUCACCUCCUCGAAGCACUUGAACUACAGCCCACCUUCAAAGACUGACCGUGGUAUACAAAGCCAUGCACCAUUCAUCUACAAUGCCUGGAAAGCACCUGAAACGCUGCGUAUCAUCUCUAACCUCGCCGAUAUCGACGUAGUGCGAGUUUUUGACUACGACAUUGCACAUAUCAACGUCUCCGGGCCGAGUAUCCCAGAUUUGUCACCGCUUCCAGAGGAUCGAGUUGGCAACCCUAGAGCCGAGGAUAAGAAUGAUGUCAUUGUCAGCUGGCACAACGAUAGCUACGCGUUCGUCUGUGUCACCAUGCUCUCUGACUGCACCGGCAUGGUGGGAGGGGAAACAGCCUUGAGGACAGCAGAAGGCAACGUGAUCAAGGUUCAAGGACCUCAAAGGGGCUACGCUGCUGUGCUUCAAGAACACUACAUCGACCACCAAGCGCUACGGGCUCUGGAGGGCACAGAGAGUCUCAGCAUAGUCACCGCGUUCCGAGCGCGAUCCUCGGAGGUGCGCGAUGACACCAUCCUGAAGCUCGUCCGACCCAUUUCCAACAUUGAUGAGCUUUACAAUGAGUAUGCACAGUACCGUUUUGGAAUGCUGGAAGACCGCUUCAGACGUCGAAGGAAAGGAGUCGAUCAGAGCAUUCUUUCCAAGGCACCCUUUGAUGUUAAAGAGACCAGGGCGUUUAUUAGGGAGCAGAUUAAAUUCCUUGAGCAGAUGGAGGAGCAGAUCAUGGAGGAAGAUGAUUGGAAAAAGCUAUACAACGGGUCUUAG